AUCAGUUCACUUUCACCCUCAAUCAAACUCAUAAAUUAAAUAAAACUCACAAAAUUAACAAAAAAAACUAAUAAAUAAUUAUUAACAAAAAAAUAAAGACACCAAACCAUAAAAAUUAAAGCUUAGCUUCAUCUCCCAACUCGCUAACUUCUUCUCUCAAAGUUCUCUCCCCAAAAAAACAAUGAAUUCCAUUCCAAUCCUUCUCUCGCUUCUCCUCUCAGCCAUUCUCAGCCGUUCAUCCCCCGAUCACUUCAUUCUCCACCGUCCGAUCACGACCACCAACACCUCUUCUCCUCAAGAGUACUUCGAUCCCUCCUUCCCUUCCAUCCUCCUCCCCGCCGGCGCCGGCGACGGCGAUCCCUCCUGCUCCCACGCCGUCCUCUCCCACUCCUUCGCCCACUCCUUCGGCUCUCCUCCAAUCUCCGCCCACCUCCCCCCUUGCAACUCCUCCUGGUCCACCGCCAUUCUCGAUCUCACCAUCUCCUCCUCCGGCGAGCAAUACGACCGCAUCGCCGCCAUCUGGAUCAACGGCGCCGAGAUCCUCCGCACAAGCACCGCCGAACCCACCCCUUCCGGCGUCUUCUGGUCCAUCCGCAAAGACAUCACCCGCUACGCCCCUCUCCUCCGUCACCCCACCGGCGCUCUCAUCUCCGUCAUGCUCGAAAACAUCAUCGACGAAACCCUAACCGGCGUCUACAACCUCAACCUCUCCAUCCACUUCUACUCCAACGACACCGACGACUCCGAUCUCCUCUCUCUCUCUUCUCCUCCUCUCCACCACUCACUCUUCAAAGAUCAACCCGACCUAAUCCUCCCCAUCUCCAACGACAACAACAGCUCCGGCUUCUGGUUCCGCAUCGAGAACGAAACCGAUCUCCAUUACAAGACCUUCGUCAUUCCAUCAAACACCUACCGUGCAAUCCUCGAGGUCUUCAUCUCCUCCCAUGGCGACGACGAGUUCUGGUACUCAAAUCCCCCCAAUAUCUACAUCGAUAAAAACAAUCUCACCACAACCCGCGGCAACGGUGCUUUCCGCAACGUCUUCAUCACCAUCGACGACAAGCUCGCCGGCACAAUCAUGCCAUUCCCAGUGAUCUUCACCGGCGGGAUCAACCCUUUAUUCUGGUCCCCUAUCGUCGCCAUUGGCGCAUUUGACUUACCAUCCUACCACCUCGACAUCACUCCAUUCCUCGGCGUCUUGCUCGACGGCGAACCUCACGAGCUCGGCUUCGGCGUCACUAAUGCCACAUCAUUCUGGCUCAUUGACGCCAAUCUCCACCUCUGGCUCGACCCCGUCUCCGACCAAGUAGAAGCCGAGCUCAUCCACCACCAAGCUCCUCCAUUGGCCUUCUCCGCCGACGCUGAAUUCAAAAAACUAAAUGGUACUUUCAAGCUCGGAGCAGAGACCAAGGUCCAUGUCUCCGGCUGGGUGAACUCCUCCCAUGGAAACCUCACCAUUGAUGUGGAACAGAAGAUGAAGUACAAAAGCUUGAUCUUUUUCCGCAACAAUGGUGAUUUCAAAGAGGUUCUAAUGAAGGGGAAGUUAAAGACUGAUGUUAAAAUCAAAGACAAGCUUAAUGUUGUGCUUCAGAGAAAGGCUUUCAAAGCUAAGUAUCCACUUUACUUAGUAACUUAUACUUUGAAGGAUGAGAAUAGUACUAGUUAUACUGUGAAAACUAAUCUUUCUCAUUCUUUCAAUGAGAAGAAGAAUUUGAUUGUUGCCGAUAAUGUUGUGCAUUCUAGCUCUGUUGUUGAUACUCAGAAUGGUUUUGGAUGGAUGAGAGUUGAGGGGCAUUCGGUUUUAGAUGGAAUGGCGAACACCGAACAGAGUUAUCGGUCUCAGGACUCCGGCGGGUGUCGGUUGAGGAAGAUUGGUGCUAAAGAUGGUGAGAUUUUGUAUGAUAAUUCGACGAAUUCUUGUGCUUUUGUUUGGUGAUGUAUGUGUUGCAGGCUUAUGUUCUUAGUUCCAGUGCAGGCGAACUUUUAUGUUAACUAGUUUUAGUGAUUUUGUGUUUCAUAUGUCAGGUGUUUAUAUUAGUCUGAAUUCCUCACAUAAAGUCUAUGUAUGUGACUAAUAUGAACACUAUGCUGAUGUAUCUAAAUUGAUGGAUUUCGCAUCCUUGACUUUUAGGUUCAGUCCUCAUGCAAUUUCAUUUGCAUAAUCUUCAUAUGUUUGUUUUGUUUUAAAUUUCUUGAGA
Molecule: messenger RNA, 2198 nt
Organism: Dioscorea cayenensis subsp. rotundata (Guinea yam)
Lineage: Eukaryota; Viridiplantae; Streptophyta; Magnoliopsida; Dioscoreales; Dioscoreaceae
Product: peptide-N4-(N-acetyl-beta-glucosaminyl)asparagine amidase A-like
Exons: 1
Coding region: 182-1936 (584 amino acids)
Cellular component (GO): vacuole
Source: RefSeq, a predicted model, not a curated record